Molecule: messenger RNA, 2211 nt
Organism: Oncorhynchus nerka (sockeye salmon)
Lineage: Eukaryota; Metazoa; Chordata; Actinopteri; Salmoniformes; Salmonidae
Product: visual system homeobox 2-like
Biological process (GO): regulation of transcription by RNA polymerase II
Cellular component (GO): nucleus
Molecular function (GO): sequence-specific double-stranded DNA binding; DNA-binding transcription factor activity, RNA polymerase II-specific
Source: RefSeq, a predicted model, not a curated record
AUGGAUGAAGAGGUGCAGCAGCAGGCUUGUUGCGAACAGCUUCACAAGUAUUCGCCUCUAAACCUAGUGGGAUCCGGACUCCAGUAACAACCGAAAAAAAUGCGUUUGACUACGACGCACAAGUGCACAGGAUUCGGAAUCCAGGAGAUUCUGGGCUUGAAUAAGGAGCCGCCCGCGGUUACGCGGCGUCCAUUGGAAUCUUUGCCGCACAGGGCGCACCUUCUGGCGGCUAGAUCGGUUUUGGACUCGGCGGGAGUCGGGAUUGGGAUGGGAAUUAUUGGUCCAGGAGGAGGAAUUCAUUCGUUUUACAGCCAGCCUGCCUUUCUGGAGGCGUUACAGGAGGCGCAGAGUGUUCACCUUCAGCCGCUCAACGGGGCCAGGGCAAUGGGACAGCUUGAUGCGCAAUACUCCGCAAGCUGCUCUGAUUCAGAUGACAUAUCCUCCAGUGAAAAGACAUUUUCCAAAUCAUCGAUGAACCAAAACAAGAACAGAAAGAAGAGACGACACAGGACUAUAUUCACGUCAGAUCAGCUGGAUGAGUUGGAGAAGGCUUUCAACGAGGCCCACUACCCCGAUGUUAACGCCAGAGAGAUGCUCUCCAUGAAGACUGAACUUCCAGAGGACAGGAUACAGGUUUGGUUUCAGAACCGCCGUGCCAAGUGGAGGAAGAGGGAGAAGUGUUGGGGUCACAGCAGUGUGAUGGCGGAGUACGGCCUGUACGGUGCCAUGGUCCGCCACUCCAUCCCUCUGCCCGAGUCCAUCCUCAAGUCAGCCAAGGACGGCGUCAUGGACUCCUGUGCCCCAUGGCUACUUGGUAUGCACAAGAAGUCCACAGAUACCCCUGUUCCGACCUCUCCUGUGAAACUGGAAGCUCCCCUCUCCAAACUUCCUUCCAGGGAACGAGAGAGGGAGGGAGUGGUGGAGCGAAAGGUGGAGGAAGAGGAGGAGGAGGAGAGGAGAGAGUAUACCAGAUCGCCCAUAUCCAAAGAGGAACUGAGAGAGAAUAGCAUCGCAGCACUCAGGGCUAAAGCUCUGGAACACAGCGCUAAGAUGCUGGGGACACAUCCUGAUGACGGACCACUGGGGACAGUUUCAGGGGACGUACCAGAGGGGCAGAGACAGCCGACGGAGACAGAGGACAAACAGACAGAAGGACAGUUGAAUCCUGCAGAGAAGAUAGAGUCCAGUCACUGAUAUGAACGCAUUCUUCUAAAGACUAUGCUAGGGUCUGUUGAUGCCCUCUCUGUAAAGAACACUGUUUACAUACUCCUGACAUCCAUACUAUUAUAAAAAGAUAGUAUUAGUUACAAUACACAUUAUUCUUUCUAGCAAAAAAUAGUCAUAAUGUUCCUAUGACACCAAUACCGGAUAUCGUCAACCUCCACAAUCUUCCUGUCAUGGGGAUUCAUUUUGUCCAGAUCAAAUGUUCCAUCAUGGGAAUUCCAACUCAGUAAACUGCUACAACUAUACCCUGGUCUAUACCUGUCUACUAUGUUGUAAUCUGGCAGCUAUUUGGCAGCUUGCUAUUGUACAACUCUAAGAAGACUUAACUAUUUGGUUUACAUGGAUCAGUCUUUGCAUAUUGUCCUGGCCCAUAUUAUUUUCCGAGGUAAUACAACUCUAAGAAGACUUAACUAUUUGGUUUACAUGGAUCAGUCUUUGCAUAUUGUCCUGGCCCAUAUUAUUUUCCGAGGUAAUACAACUCUAAGAAGACUUAACUAUUUGGUUUACAUGGAUCAGUCUUUGCAUAUUGUCCUGGCCCAUAUUAUUUUCCGAGGUAAUACAACUCUAAGAAGACUUAACUAUUUGGUUUACAUGGAUCAGUUUUUGCAUAUUGUCCUGGCCCAUAUUAUUUUCCGAGGUAAUACAACUCUAAGAAGACUUAACUAUUUGGUUUACAUGGAUCAGUCUUUGCAUAUUGUCCUGGCCCAUAUUAUUUUCCGAGGUAAUAAAGUCAAACCACACGAGGUGAAAGAUAAAUGUGCUGAUGAAAAUGCUGUGGAAUAAUGUGAACAUCAAGAGACUCAUCUUGAGAGGAUGCAUGAACAUUUUUUACACACAAAAUAGACUCAUAGACUUAUGUACAUUUAAAUAGACUUAAAUGUACACCUGCUCGUCUAACAUCUCAUUCCAUUAACAUGGAGUUGGUCCCCACUUUGCUGCUACAACAGCCUCCACUAUUCUGGGAAGUCUUUCCACUAGAUGUUGGAA